AUGUUUCUGAGAAAGAAACCCCCUCAACCGUCCAUUUUGGAAGAACUACAACAGACAUACACUGAUUGUUGCGACCAGACUAUUAAGAACUUGACGUUGGAAGAACACGGCAAUUUUGAAGACGCAUUAAAGGGAUGGAAAAGUUUGCAUACGUCAUUAUUAUACAAAAUUGAGUUAUUUGAAAAGAUAAGCAAGUUAUCGCCAACACAAGAGAAUAUCUUGAAUGAGUUAAAAGGAAUCCGGGACCAAAAUGUUAAACAUUUGAUAAGAGUUCAGUUGAGAUUGGACGAAUUGAAUAGAAUGAAGAAACGCGAGGCCAAUGGAGCACCACCUCCACCUCCACCUCCUCGCAGAAGUAAUCAACCUCAAAAACUGGUCCCUUCAUUACGUGUUUCUCCUCCGUCUGCCAAUUCUUCUGCAACCGUCCCUAGGGGUAUCAUGAAAUCACUACGUAGCAAUGCCAAUGGUCUGCAUCCAACUCCCAAGCAAACAACACCGUCAUCCAGUCUUGUAUCUGCAUCGGUUAAACAGGCUUCACAGGCAGCGACUGUAUCAUGGCAGCGACCAAUAACAUGGCAGCAAAAGUACGAAGCCUCGAAAAGUAACUAUAAGAACAAGACAGAAGAAGAUUUGUUUCAAGAUUUCGAUCAAGAAGUUUAUGAAGUAGGUAAACUGAGUUCAAGAACAUCUUCCGGAAUAUCAGAGCUUUCCAAUGAACAGGAGGAAAAGAGCUUGAUAGACCUUGAAGAUGACCAGGUUCACAAGUUUAAUUCAUUGCAUUCUAAUUCUUACCAAUAUAGUCCAGAAACAGCAAUAUCUAAAUCAAUGGAUGAUUUAACCAUCAAACCAAUUGAAAGCCCACCACAUAAGUUUUCCCAAAAGAUUGAACCUGUUGAAUCAAACGAAACCAAAAGAAAACUUGUUUCAAAGAGUUGGUCAGAGAUUCCAAAAGAAAAACCAAAGGUAGCAGCAUCAAAAAAGCCAUAUGUCUAUAACAAACCUAAGCCUAUGAAUUUGAAAAGGCUCAUGCAACAGCUGCCAAGCAAACUGCAAAAGCCUACCAAACCGUCGGCUUCUCCUAUAACGUCACAAACUGUUGUUAAACAAAAAACUAAACCAGCUUCAAAUAUAACAUACAACUAUGUAAAGGCGAAAUCUCCCCCGCAAAAAGUUGGCAAUGCAAAAUCAAUGACAAAGACAUCUGCAUCUAAUGGAAAUUCCCUUGAGAGACCGCCUUCCAAAAAACUCGAGGAACCACCUCAUAGUCCAACAAUGGAUGAUCUCUUAAGUGGUUAUGAAAACGAUGAUAUCGAUGAUGUGUUAACCAAAGACAGAUUUUUGACAAACGAAAAGGAUCAAGAUCAACUUAUUUCCUCGAUUCGUGGCAUUGAUCCAGUGGCAGCUAAGCAAAUCUUGAAUGACAUUGUGGUUCGCGGAGAUGAAGUUUAUUGGGAUGACAUAAUCGGGUUGGAAAGCGCGAAAAACUCUUUGAAAGAAGCCGUGGUUUACCCAUUCUUGAGACCGGAUUUAUUUCGUGGCUUGAGAGAACCAACAAGGGGUAUGCUUUUAUUUGGACCCCCUGGUACGGGUAAAACCAUGUUAGCCCGGGCAGUAGCCACUGAAUCCCAAUCUACUUUUUUCUCCAUUAGUGCCUCGUCAUUAACUUCUAAAUAUCUUGGUGAAUCUGAAAAACUAGUGAAAGCAUUGUUUUUGUUGGCCAAGAAAUUGGCACCUUCGAUUGUUUUCAUGGAUGAAAUUGAUUCGUUGUUAGGUUCGCGUACAGAAGGUGAAUUGGAAAGUAUGAGAAGAAUCAAGAAUGAAUUUUUAGUUCUGUGGUCUGAACUUUCCAGCGCAGCUGCAGGGAGAGAUUCUGAUAAUGAUGACGAAUCUCGGGUCUUGGUAUUAGGUGCUACUAAUUUGCCCUGGUCUAUAGAUGAAGCGGCAAGAAGAAGAUUCGUAAGACGUCAAUAUAUCCCCUUACCAGAGGGGGAAGCAAGAGUAGCGCAAAUUAGAAAGUUACUACAAUACCAAAAGAAUACUUUGUCAGAAAACGAUUACGAGGUUCUAAAGAACUUAACUGAAGGUUUCAGCGGGUCUGAUAUAACUGCAUUAACCAAGGACUCGGCUAUGGGUCCCUUGCGAGUAUUGGGUGAAAAACUAUUGCUGACUCCAACAGACCAGAUUCGACCCAUUAGUCUUGAAGAUUUUGUGAAUAGCUUGAAUUAUAUUCGACCAAGUGUUUCCAAAGAGGGAUUACGAAAACAUGAAGAAUGGGCCAGAAAAUUUGGAUCUUCGGGUGUAUAG
This is a messenger RNA of Spathaspora passalidarum NRRL Y-27907, 2304 nucleotides long. It is a transcript of the gene YTA6, whose product is annotated as putative AAA family ATPase. The record is from RefSeq and is a predicted model, not a curated record. Bases 1 to 2304 code for a protein of 767 amino acids. The transcript has a single exon. Gene Ontology annotation, molecular function: ATP hydrolysis activity; ATP binding. NCBI's taxonomy places the organism in Eukaryota, Fungi, Ascomycota, Pichiomycetes, Serinales, Debaryomycetaceae.